AUGACCGCUUUUUCAUUGCCACCAACAACUCGACCAUCAUUCCAUCGCCGUCUUCUGUCCUUCCCCUCCUUCACAACAAGUUUGUUAUUAUUAUGGUUCAUCCUCUUCACUCUCCAAGUCUCCGCUCAAUCCAUCCUCAACAACACACUCUGGUAUCCAACUAAUCAAAUUCUUACGUGGGGAAAUAAUGAAUUUAAUCGAUGUGGUUAUCCCUACAUUUCCUCCUCAAAUACUCCCAUCCGAAACCUUCGAUUUGAACAUUUAGCCUUCAACAAUACCUAUUCCUACAACCCUGUCAAUAAUCAUUUUGGUCAAUCGUCGUCAUUGGAUGUUCAUGCGAGUCCAAUCACUGUUGCUGAUGGAUUUUCAUUCAAGAUGGUUCUUGUGCAUUAUUUGAACUCUUCUGGUGGCUUUGUGAAUGAAACUAUCUUUGGAUGUGGUGACAAUGGAAAUAACCAAUUGGGUUACUACUAUAAACCUCCAUAUGCAGUUUCACCCAUGUCUCCCAUUUACACCUUUAGCAACGAUGCCUUAUUAUCCAUCAAUCCUUUAAGAAAUGAAAAAGUCAUUCAACUCACCUGUUGGUUCACUUGUAUGGCCUUAACACAAGAUGGAAAGAUUUUCAUUCAUCUCUUGUAUUUGAGAGCUUGGACUCUUUUCAGUGGCCUUCCUUUGACCAUGACAAAUCCAGAAACUUUUUCUGAAAUUCCUGUAAAGGUGAUUCAAGUGGAACAAGCAGGUCAUUUUGGUGAUGAAACUUAUUUUGCAUUGACUAGUGAGGGAUUUGUGUAUUCAUGGGGUGGAAAUAACACUGGAAUUAGAGGUCAUACGUUCACUACUGAGACGGUCACCACUCCAGCAUGGAUUCCUUCCUUGAGAAAUAUUUCAAAAAUUGUCGCUGGUUCCAAUGAUUUUGAGAAUACUCAUAUUGCAUUGGCCAUUAAUUCCACAGGACAUGUGUUCAUAUGGGGAAGUAAUGAGUAUGGAGGAUUGGGACUUGGAAUUUCAGAUGUAAGCCAGACCUCAUUUGUGAAUAUUCCUCAAUUCAUACCAUUCGAUUAUGAUGUGACAGGACCUUUUGUAGGAGCUGACAUUAUGGAAUCUCAUGUCGUGGCGUGGACGAAAAAAGGACAAGUGUUUACAUGGGGAAAGGAUGACAAUUUUGAAACAACUGGCACUGGAGUUGGUAAUCAAAAUUCACCUUUCAAUUUGACUCAAUCUCUGUAUGAUGUGGCUACAUUGUCCAUUUCUUCUCCACAAGUGCAAGAUUGUAGUGCUGCAACAGGAGCUACUGGUUGUUUGAUUAGUGGAAAAGUUUUCACAUUUGGUGCAUCGCCAGUGACAGGAACGAUCCAACAACAAAUUUCUCUCGUUCCCAAUUUGGAUUCAGCGGAUGUCAUUUAUUUCAAGUUAUUAAGGGAAGGAGGAAUUGCUAUUUUAUCCAAUCAACAAGUAUUUACAUGGGGUGACAAUACUAGAGGAAAGAAUUGUUUUGAUGAUUAUUUACAAAUUCAAUAUGCACAACCUAUCACUCAAAAUCCACCAACUCCAUUCAGACCUUUUCUCAAUAGUUCUGAACCUGAAUUGGGUCAAUUCAGCAAAGUCAUUGUUCGAAGUGGAGAGGAUUGUAAUCUUGUCGUUGUGAUGAAACCAAAUUCCACAAAAUCGUCACUUCAUCUUUGGGGAGUUUGUUCGAGUAAUUUAAAUUUAGGAAUGGUACCACCUGUGAAAUCUCCUUCCGCAAAUCUCUAUGACUCGUUGCUUACUUCUGAAACUAUUGUCGAUGUGAGCUAUUUGAAAACUCAUGCUCUUGUUUUGACAGAUCAAGGAAAUGUCAUUGGUUUCGGUGCCAGUAGUGCCUUUCAAUUUGGAUCGAAUCCCACGGAAGCCACUCGUGUCGACUUGUUACUUGACACUCCCGACUGGAAAGUGAAACGAGUGUCGGCUGGUGUUGAUUUUUCACUCCUCUUAUUGAGUAAUGGAACAUUGGUUGGAUCUGGAGAUAAUAAUAUGGGAAAUUUAGCGAGUACCAUAAAGAGUGUCACGACCUUUACUGUAUUGAAUACGACCAUUUUAGGAAUGGAUUCGAUCAUGGAUAUUGCAGCAUGUAAUGGGGUGUCGUUUAUUGUUUCUUCGAGUGGAAAGGUAUUCGGAGCAGGAUCUAAUACUGGACUACGAUUGACAAAUGCCACAACUGAAGAUCCAAUUCCUUAUUUUGUUCAAUUACAAGGUGGAAUCAUUGAUUCGAAACGAAUUAUUAAGGUCGUAUGUUAUGAUUAUGCUGUAUUAUUAUCGGAUGAUGGAGUUGCCAUGGUUUAUAUGGGAGGAACUUCACAAGUGUUAAAUCUUACAGAUCCCACCGAUUCUGUCAUUGAUAUUUCCACUUACAGAAAUGAGGAUCAAAGAGGAAGCAAAUACAAUUUUGACAUUCAUUUAAUGACAAGAAAAGGCAAUGUCUACGGAAUGGGUAUGAAUGAAUUCUUUGAAGUGAGUCCAACACUUGAAAAUGACAUCUCUGACACUCCCACUCUGACUUUUUCAAAAUCACAACAAAAUGGUGCCAUUCCAUAUGCCAUUGCAACAGGUCUUCGACAUGGUCUUGCAGUAGUUGGAACCGAAUGGACCUGUUUCUCUAAGAACGCAACCGAUGACACGGUUUGUAAUUCUGCAGGAUUUUGUGUUGCACCUGACACUUGUCGUUGUAAACAUCAUGCCAUCACAGGAGAGGAUUGUAGAAUUUUUAAAUGUUUUGGAAUUUUACGAAAUGAAUCCAAUGUGUGUUCAGGAGUUGGAAAUUGUACCUUUUUGGAUACAUGUCAAUGUCCAGAAGGUUUUAUUGGUAGUAAUUGUUCAGUAGCCUUACCUGUGUGUUUUGGAAUACUUUCGACAAAAUCAAAUGUUUGUAAUGGAAGAGGAACUUGUGUGGCUACAAAUACUUGUGAAUGCAAUGAUGGUUAUUUUGGAGCUCAAUGUGAAAAGCAAUCCUGCUAUUCAUUUUCUAAAUUUGAAAAGGAUUUAGCAGCUACUCGGCGAUUCUCCAGCAUGAAAAUCAAUUUGUGUCAAAAGAUUUUAAAUUAUUUGUAG
Molecule: messenger RNA, 3084 nt
Organism: Naegleria fowleri
Lineage: Eukaryota; Heterolobosea; Eutetramitea; Acrasida; Naegleriidae
Exons: 2
Coding region: 1-3084 (1027 amino acids)
Source: RefSeq, a predicted model, not a curated record